AUGCUCUGCAAAGUGUGUGAUCGCUUGAAUGUAACCGACCUGCUCAAGCAGGCGAAGGCGAUUAGUGAUAGGAACUUUCUUUCCGACGACUACUUUUAUUUUGAGCAUCACAAAAGAUACGAUGAUCUCGUGACUGCAGCCUUGUCCGGAUGUGAGCUUUGUCUACUUCUUCAACGGCAAUGCGAGGACGAGAAGAUCGAAGUAUACGAUCAAGACUCAUUAGUUACACUGGAACAAAAGUUUCGAAUAUUGGAGGCGAAUAAUAGGCCUAUGGACUUGCGAGUAGAUAUUAAGGCUUCGCAUCUAAAUGGUGUUCAACCGUUCGAAAAAGGAAAGGUUUUUGACCAUUUGACUUUCCAACAUUGGGAGAGUGAUAAUAUUGAUUUUUCUCUUCGUAUAGUCUUUAUUCUGCAGACGUCAAAAGAUCAACCGAAAUUCAUUGACGAUACUCGAAUAGGUCAAUUUAUCAUUGACGAGGAUUUGGCAUCAGACGCAAACUUCGAUAUUGCAAGAGGCUGGAUGAACAAUUGCAUUGUUGAACACUCUGAAUCGAACUGGCCUUCGUUUGAAGACAAAGUCUUACCUUCUAGAGUGAUUGAUGUUGGUUCGGAAGACACAAAUCCAUCUCUUUUUGCGACAAACGGUCAUAGAGGCAAAUGGAUCGCACUGAGUCAUUGUUGGGGAGGCCGAAUUGAGACCAUUUUAAUAACAUCGAAUCUGCAAUCAUUCCAGAAAGAGAUAAAAAUGACAAGCUUACCAGCUAAUUUUAGAGACGCAGUUUUGAUCACUCGAGCGCUCGGCUUUCAAUAUUUGUGGAUCGAUUGCUUAUGUAUCAUUCAAGACUCCAAAUAUGAUUGGGGAAUUGAAUCAAAAAAGAUGGGAGAGAUUUAUCGGAACGCCGUCCUGACUAUCGCAGCAGCAGCCGCACAUAAAGCCGCCGAUGGUAUACUUCACACCCAAUCGCAAACAUCUCGCGAUAUGAAGCCCAAACUCAAGUUAUCAAAGGACAGUGGAUCUGAUGACGUUGUAGAAAUUGCCAGCUCGAUCUUCUGGCAUGAAAAUCUCAACAACCUGUUUCGAUCUGGCCCUCUACAAUCUCGAGCUUGGGCAUUCCAAGAGAGAAUACUUUCACCUCGAAUAUUGUGGUAUGGUCGCAGACAAAUCUACUGGCAAUGCCUAUGUGAAUUUCAAUCUGCCGACGGUACGCCAUCAGAUUGUGAAAGUCUUCCCUGGUUCAGAGACCGCAUCCAUCCUGUAAUCAUUCAAGGACUUAUUUUUAAGCAGAAUCAUAAUGAUGGGUCCACGACAUUUUCCGAAGAAGAACUUUCGGAGAUAAACUUCGAGUAUCAAACCAUGGUAAAAGACUACUGCACCCGAACUAUGAGCUACCCAAAUGAUAAACUCCCAGCUUUUUCCGGCGUUGCAGCACUACUCCACGAAGGAAUUGGAGGACAUUAUCUGGUCGGAAUUUGGAGUAAAUUUUUCCGGGAAAACUUGCUAUGGCAAACGCCGAUGGGUAAUGCACCUCGUACAGUGCAGUACCGAGCACCAUCAUGGUCCUGGGCUGUUAUGGAUGGAAGUAGCGGUACUGUCAAAUACGCCCAUAUUGUUGUUGAAACGCUCACGUUGAAGUUAAUUCACCUGGGUCAAUACAGGAAUCCCUCCAACAAAACCGAUUUUUUCUUAAGAGAUUGGGUUGAGUCUACGGGACUCAGUUCGUUAUCUCCCCAUAUUCCUCCCAAGCAUUACCCCUCCGAAAUUCCUCGCGGGAAAGAGAGCGAGAUAGCCUCUAUCAAUAUCGAAACCAGCUAUAGACAUGCCAAGCUGCGAACUCAUUACCGUCUCAACUGGGAUGAAAAGACCCCUAAUUGGUUGGCUAUUUCUCCGCUUAAGUAUAAAGUCAUGCUCGUAGGAUUGGAUCAGCGAUCGAAGAAGUACAGAGAUAGCACGUCUGUGCUGGUUUCAUUAUCGUGUUUAAAAUGCCUGAUCUUGCAAGAGGAUCCCGAAGAUGCAAAGGUGUGUAGACGUGUGGGACAAGCGGACCUGAGUUUCUUAUGCAGAGAGGCGGAGAAGCCGGAUUUGGCUGGAUGGUUGGCUUCAGAUUGGUGGGAAAGAGAGACGCUAAAGUUGAUUUGA
This is a messenger RNA of Botrytis byssoidea, 2136 nucleotides long. RefSeq lists its product as uncharacterized. NCBI's taxonomy places the organism in Eukaryota, Fungi, Ascomycota, Leotiomycetes, Helotiales, Sclerotiniaceae. The transcript is spliced from 3 exons. Bases 1 to 2136 code for a protein of 711 amino acids. The record is from RefSeq and is a predicted model, not a curated record.